AUGCACGGGAACGGGAAACCAGACUCCUCGGUCAUGUACUUUUGUGACGCCGAGGUCAAGGCGGGCCGUGGCGGCAUGGGAGAGCUGUCCAUGUCCGGCCCGAGAGAUCUAAAUCCCCUGCCGGUCCAUGCGCCCGUAAAGGGUUCUAUGGGCUCGAGUUGA
Coniophora puteana RWD-64-598 SS2 is the source of this 162-nucleotide messenger RNA. RefSeq lists its product as uncharacterized. The transcript has a single exon. The record is from RefSeq and is a predicted model, not a curated record. Bases 1 to 162 code for a protein of 53 amino acids. NCBI's taxonomy places the organism in Eukaryota, Fungi, Basidiomycota, Agaricomycetes, Boletales, Coniophoraceae.